Messenger RNA from Arvicola amphibius (Eurasian water vole), 1588 nucleotides. It is a transcript of the gene Snapc1, whose product is annotated as small nuclear RNA activating complex polypeptide 1. Gene Ontology annotation, cellular component: snRNA-activating protein complex. Bases 46 to 1206 code for a protein of 386 amino acids. NCBI's taxonomy places the organism in Eukaryota, Metazoa, Chordata, Mammalia, Rodentia, Cricetidae. Gene Ontology annotation, biological process: snRNA transcription by RNA polymerase II; snRNA transcription by RNA polymerase III. Gene Ontology annotation, molecular function: sequence-specific DNA binding. The transcript has 10 exons. The record is from RefSeq and is a predicted model, not a curated record.
GGGACCUGGUUCCCGGUGGCGGGGAUUUGCUAACCGAGAAGGAGCAUGGGGACCCCUACGGACGCCGCGACCCGUCCCGUGGGCGCGGGGGCGCUUGAAGGCGUGGAGAUCCCGCCGGGCUUGCAGACCGACUACGAGGCGCUGCUCAGCCGCUUCCAAGAGAUGGACAGCGUGCGCUUCGAGGACUUCGCGGAGAUCUGGCGCAGCAUGAAGUUCGCGACCAUCUUCUGCGGCAAGAUGAGGAACCUGAAAAAGAACCUGUUUACAAAAGAGGCUUUAGCUCUGGCCUGGCGCUACUUUUUGCCUCCACACACCUUCCAGAUCAGAGUUGGUGCUUUGUAUCUUCUGUACGGGUUGUACAACACGCAGCUGUGCCAGCCAAAACAAAAGAUCAGAGUUGCCCUGAAGGACUGGGAUGACGUUACUAGAUUUCAGCAAGACUUGAUAAACGCACAGCAUUUCGAUGCAGCUUUUGUUUUCAGGAAGCUUCGGCUAGACAGAGCCUUCCACUUCACAGCAAUGCCCAAGCUGCUUUCAUGUAGAAUGAAGAAAAAAAUGCAAAAAACUGAAGUGACACAAAAAUUUAAGGACCCAAAUGAUCGUGUGAUGAAACUUAUCACUUCUGAUGUAUUGGAGGAAAUGCUGAAUGUUCACGAUCAUUAUCAAAAUAUGAAGCAUGCUAUUUCAGCUGAUAAGACCAUGCCAGACAAAGCUCUCAGCCUGGUAAAGGAGGAUUUUUUUGACAACAUUAAGAACAUAGUUUUGGAGCAUCAACAGUGGCACAAAGACAGGAAGAAUCCGUCCUUAAAACCUAAACUUAAAGAUGGAGAAGAAGAAAGCGAAGGCACUUCCCAGGAGCCGGAGAGAUGUGAAAGAGCAGAGUCUUUAGCAAAAAUAAAAGCAAAAGCCUUUUCUGCUGUUGCUCAGGUGUCCAAGUCCAGGAGGCAUCGCCAAGCCAAGCUCGACUCCUCUGACUCUGAUUCUGGGUCUGGACAAGGGCAAGGCAAAGCAGCUAAGAAAAAAAGAACCAGAGAGACAGCAGAACCAGCAGGAAAGAAGAGGGCUUCCAAAAGCAGAGGUAAUGUUCAGAAUGACCAGAAGGAAGAGAAGUCUUUACGCCUGAGUAUGCCCAUAAUUGCGGAAGAGGAGACUGACGACUUCAGCGAAGCAGAGUUCACCAUUCCCAAAAAGAAAAGAAAGCGCUGACCAGGAACCUGGUGGAGUGUAGCUUCUGAGCUUCCUGACAGAAGCGCAGGUUUGAUUUUGUUGUGAGCAAGAGGCUGGCCAGCGAGGACUGACGUUGAGAACGAGGUCGUUUCUGUGAGAUGGGAGAGCCCACGUCAGUCAGGAGCUGGAGUAGGCGCUGACUCUGAAGCUGUGUAACGUUUCUGUUCAGCGUCUGUGUGGAUGGAGAUAAAGUCUGCAUUCAGGCUGUGACAAAAAGCUGUGCGCUAGCUCCCGAAAGUUCUGUGGCUUCACCUUCCUGUGGCACUGUAAUGUUUACUACUCUAGUUUUCAGUUUCUUAAAAUACUAUUUAUAUAUAAGUGACUCGUACCUGUCGUCUCGCAAUGGACUGGGCUGUGGUUU